Schistosoma haematobium is the source of this 12085-nucleotide messenger RNA. RefSeq names its product ELM2 and Myb SANT-like domain containing 1 (gene TRERF1). The transcript has 18 exons. Gene Ontology annotation, molecular function: transcription corepressor activity. Bases 522 to 9461 code for a protein of 2979 amino acids. Gene Ontology annotation, biological process: negative regulation of DNA-templated transcription; regulation of transcription by RNA polymerase II. Gene Ontology annotation, cellular component: histone deacetylase complex; transcription regulator complex. NCBI's taxonomy places the organism in Eukaryota, Metazoa, Platyhelminthes, Trematoda, Strigeidida, Schistosomatidae. The record is from RefSeq and is a predicted model, not a curated record.
UUGUCCUUUGGAGCGGAGUUUUUGAAAAAGCGAGGGCAUUAUACUGUUGUGCUUACAUGUGGAUUAAUAUUACGUUCUUGCCCGUUAUGUUCCGUCGCUAUUUUACAUGCCUCAAAACUAGGUUCAAUCAUUGAAAAAAUGUGAGAAAUGCUUCAAUUUUAUUGUUCCUGAAAGAAAGUUUGGUAUUGUAUGGCUAAUCAUUAAUAUUCUAUUGUGUAUUAUUUUGAAUAUAUUGAAUGUUUUGAGCCAUUAAUCAAUUCGAAUAAGUCAUCUCCAUCAUCAUUACAUCAUCAAGUCGUGAUUUAUUUAGAACGAAUUUGAUAAAUAGCCAAUCAAAUCUUUCUACUGUUAAAGUGAACCCGGUGAAUAGAUUACUGAAACGUAUAACAUCCCCAACAACUAUUAAUUCCUUAUCUUCUAUUGCUUUUUCCACUUCCUCUAAUAACGAUCCAUAUAAUUUUGAUCUUUUGUGUAAUUCUCCUACUUCAUCAAUAAUUUCUAAUGAAGCUGAUCAUCAUCAGAUGAUCAUCACCUCUACUACUACUAUUACUACUACUACUACUACUACUGGUCCUACUACUGCUACUGCUGUUCUUCCUAUUCUUCCAUCUUCUUGUUGUAAUACUAUACAAUCGUCUAUCAGUAAUUUAACAUUAAAUAAUGACAAUACUACAAUAUCAUCAAGUGAUUUAUUUUUAUUUUCAAAAUCUGAACAAAAAAAAUUUGCUGAUUUACGUAUUAAUAUUCUUAAUAACGAGAAUGAUGAUAAUAAUCCCAUCAUUAGUUCGCCCAAUUCUCCAAUUUCCUCUAAUCUUAUAUGGAAUACUACUCAUACUAUAAGUGGUAAGAAUAAGAACCACAACAACGAACGAGCAGCUAUAUCAUCAGUGACAAAGGAACAUACAAUGAACAAUAAUAAUAAUAAUAAUAAUAAUAAUAAUAAUAAUAAUAAUAAUAAUAAUGCUUCAUCUGAUUAUCCUGCUGUUAAAGUUAAUUCAAAUGAAACGCCUACUAGUUUAGUAAAGCAACCAGUUCAUCCAAGAACAACAUUAAAAUGUCCGUUUUGUGAUAAAGUAUUCAGUAAUUCCAGUGCUAUCGCUAAGCAUAAGCUAACACAUAGCGAAGAGCGUAAAUACAUUUGUAUUGUAUGCCAUAAAGCUUUCAAACGUCAAGAUCAUUUAAAUGGUCAUAAGUAUACACAUGAAAGUCGUAAACCGCAUGCGUGUCAUUUCUGUGAUAAAUCCUAUAGUGAUUCACGUUCACUUCGACGACAUUACGAAAAUGCUCAUCCCGAAGAGAAUGAACGUUGGAUGUUAUUAUGUCAAGCAACAAAUGGUGAUACAAGUGCCUUAUCUAUCGCUGCUGCUGCUGCUGCCGCUCUACUUUCCUCAUCAGCAGCAGCAGCGGCGGCAGCUGCAGCAGCAGCGACGACAGGGCUUGAUGCUGAAUCUUCACUAUCUCGCGAUGGUGGUGGUGGUAAUGCUGACGGCAAUUCCGAUAAUGAUAACAACGCUUCAUCGUUAGCCAUAUUGAAUGCCUUGAGUAAUAGUACAUCGGCAUCAUCAUCAUCUUCAGCUGGCAGUACUGGCGUUGUUUCUUCUGCAAGUGUAAAUAAAUUAAUUGAAUUGGGUAAUCAAACUGGCCUAUCACCUGCUGCAUUAGUCGCUUUAGUCGCUUCUACAGGUUCUACAUCGGGUCUUUCUUCAAGCUUACAACAAUUAGAUCGUUCUAAUUCAUCGACUUGCGUAUCUAAUGGUGCCAAGUCAUCAAAACAGUCAAUAUCAUCGACUAGUCAAAAUGCUAGCGAAAAAUCUCUACGUCCCAGCCGUUCGUUAUCAUCAUCGCCGCCAUCACGAUUUGUCUGUCGUUCACCGAAUCCUUCCUCUAAACCAAUCUCUCCAAAUAAUAAUAAUGAUAAUAUGAUGGAUAUCAAUAUGGAAAGUGAGAAUGCAAUAAAUGUAAUCACUGAUGAGUUAUCGGACACCACCACAACAACAACAACAAUAUCAACAACAACUGGAACACUGACAUCAACCAUAACAAAUACAAUUUUUAAUAAAACAUUAUUUACUAAUGAUGCCAGCAUUAAUCAUCAUACAAAUACUGUAACAAUUAAUAAUUUUUCCUUGAAUCCAAUUGAAGUAGCAAAUGCUGCCAAAGUUGCUUUACUUAUGGCACAUCCAUUAGAAGAACCAAAACGUGUAGCAUGUGCUAUCUGUGCAAAACGUUUUAAAAAUCAAUCUGCUCUAAAUGGUCAUAUGCGAUUACAUGGUGGUUAUGGACCGGCUGGUUUGAUUGGAGGGAAUAACACCUCCACCACCACGACAACGACAACAGUAACAACGACAUCACAAUCAAAUCAAACCUAUACUGCUACUACUACCAUUGGUAGCAGUAGUAAUGAUAAUCAAGAAAGUAAUAAAGCAAUACAUUUUAAUUUAUUUCAAACAAACUCUGGUCAUAUCAAGAAAAAUAACAAUGUUUCAGAUUCCAAGAAAAAAGGCUAUUCAACAUCUAGUGAUAUAGACUCUUUGAAGUCGUUCAGUUUAAAAUCUCAUCCAAAGGGAUUUACAGCAUCACAAAAUAGUUACGACUCUGUUUUAUCAAGUAUUGUUGGAACAAAUACUAGGCCUACUACAUUUGUGAUGACUACAGCUGCUUCUUCAAAUCCUUCCACUUCGACCGAUCUGUCGACAACAAGAGCUACUAAUACAACAGUAACAUCGAAUAAUUCCAUUAAAAAUGUCAAUUCACCUAGUUCCGCUCUAUUUGACUUGGUUAAUACAUCAUCGAAUACUCCAGAUUUGAAAAUGCAGUUGUCUAAUAGUCAUGAUCAUCGUCAUCAUCCGAUGAAUAGUAAUAUUAAUAAUGAUAAUAAUACUUGGUCAUAUCCACUUAACAAACAAAUAUUAGAAUCGUCCUAUAACACUUCAUUAAUUGAUCAUUGUUGUAAUAGCCCUAAUAUGUUAAGUCAACAGCAAAAGUCACAGUUAACAUUUGAUCAUCAAAAUGAGGCUUUAUCAAAUACUGUGGUUAGUUGUCAUCAUUGUCAGCCUCAUCAGCCUCUGUCAACAUCAGGAUCUUCAACAUCUAUUUAUGAUAGCUUAUGGUUAUCACAACAUGAUGAUCAUACAUCAGGACAACAACAACUGUUUCGCAUAAAUUCGUCAGAAUUUGAUCAUAUUGUUGAUAUUAUUAAAAAAGAUACUCAUAUUACUAAUAAUACUAUUACUGAUAAUGACAGUAUUAAAAAUCGUCGUCAUGUACCAGUUGAUGAAUUAUCUAUGUUAAAAUUCGGUUCAGCAUUUUCUUCAACCUCAUUGGAAAAAACUACCACACCAGUAUCAACAAGCAUAUCGAAUAGCAGUUGUUCAUUAUUAUCACGAAAUGAAGAGUUUCCUCUGACAAUGAGCACAUCGUUUCUGUCUGAAGCAUCAAUGUUAAUAACAGACCAGGGUACAACGCCAUCAAUAAAACAUACAUGUUUACCAUCAUCAAUUAAUUGUUUAUCUAAUGCAAUGACUACUACUUGUAGUAUUAAAUUUCUCAAUUCUUCAUCACAGAGAUCUGAAUUAUUGGGUUUAAUCAAUAAUGAUGAUUGGUGGCAUCCUAUUUCAAACCAUGCAAGUAGUAAUAAUGAUACUAAUGUACAGUGUCCAAUAGAUAUGCAUAUAUUUGACCAGAAAUGGCCAUCUAUCGAACAUGUCCAAUCAUCGAAUAAUGAUAAUAAUAAUUUAAAUGUGUUAGCAAAUUUUCAAUUAAAGAACACUACAAGUACUGCUGCUUUUUUUGAUGAAAAACAUAUGAUACAUACUACUAAUAUUAAUAAUGAUAGUAAUAUUAUGCCACCAAAUAUUCAUUUAACAUCAUUAUUAAAACUGAACAACAACGAACCUCCUCAUGUCUCAUCAUCAGUUAUACUUAAUUCUUCAUCACUGUCAUCUUCACCACCACUGUCAUCCUCCUCUUGGUCAACACAACAACGAAAACAAGCUCAUAAAUCUAAUUUUCACCGUCCAAUACCUCAACCUUUACAAUUAAUUAAUGAACCGAAUUAUCAAACACAACUUGGUAUUAGCAGUCAAUAUUCACCAAUUACACCGGCACCAAUGAAUAUGUCUAUGCAUACAUUAACAACAGAAUGUGGAGGACCUACUACCACUACUAUCUCAUCGUCAUCGGUAAACAUAACAACAAUAACCAACUGUAUUAAUGUUGAUUCAAAUCUAUUUAUUGCUGAACAUCAACAUCGUCCAGUAAAUAAUAAUGUUGAAUGCGACAAUUCUCACAAGUCUUCAUCGUCUAUAUGUUGUCUCGAUGCUAAUCGAUUAGGUUUGGGAAAUUUUCCCGAUUCAUUAUUAUUUCCUUCAAUGUAUAAUAAUAAUAGUGGUAAUCUAAUCGUUACUGAUAAUACUAAUACUAAUAAUAAUUUUGUAGGAAAAAUGUUUUCUCAUAUUGAUUCAUUCAAUGUUAAUAAUAACAGUAUAAAACCAUCGGAUAUUUCUAUGAUUCCAUCAAUGAAUCAUACAUUAUUAAAUCAUGAUCGUUUAUUGAAUAUAACAACACAGAAAAGAAAUUUAUCAAAACAUCAACAUUAUCAACAACAACAAAUGAAUAGUCAACAAAAUCAACAACUACAUCAUCAUCAUCAAUAUCAACAAUUGCAUGACCAACUUAAUAAUAGUAAUUGUCAUGAUAAAUUAUAUGAAUCGAAAGGUAAUUGUACCGUUUGUUAUUCACAACAUCAUCUUUAUCAUCAAGUACAACAACAACAAAAACAACAUUCAGAACCUAAACAAUUGAUUGAUCAUAUUGAACAACAUCAAAAUCCAUUAAAUAUUUGUCUUUUACCAUCAACAACAACAACAACAUCAUCAUCAUCAUCAGUUCAGUCAUUACAAUUAAACAUUCCACCGUCAAGUUCAUCAUAUUACCCUAAUCGUCAUCAAUAUCAUGAACAAAGAAAUGGUAAUGAUCAUUUUAAUAAUAAUAAUAAUAAUACAAAUUGUCGACGGAAUACAGAACCAUCGUCACAUACUUGUUCUCAAUAUUCAUAUUAUCAACCUGUCGCAAACUCAUUAGGAAGCAUGGAUUUUACACGUCAAUCCACACAUGAAUUUAUUAAUACUUCUACAGUGCAUAAUAACGAUAAUAUUUUUAUACCUUCCACAUGCAUUUCAUCACUGAAUCCAAAUUGUUGUUCUGUAAUGAAUAUGACAUUAUCAUCGUGUUGUAAUUCAUCAGCUAAAACAGUAGCUACAACAACUUCUCCACUGUCUAUUGCAACAUCUUCAAAUUUCAUUCAUGCAAUAGGUGCAACUAAUAUUACUCAUGGUUGUAGUAGUAAUCAGUACUCAUUAUCAGUGAAUGGAAAUAAUUGUUUUAAUUUAAACCGAAAUCGAUUACAGUAUAAACAACCGCUCCUUGGACCACCACUAUCGUCCACACUGCAUCUUGGACAAGAACACCUUUAUUCUCUUCCACCACCACCACCACAUCAUCAUCAUCAUCACUACCACCAUCAUCAACAACAACCAACAAGGUAUCCAAUAAUGUCAUCCACCUCAUCCUCGUCGAAUCAUGGGAUUUAUUCUUGUUUGGAUAAAAUUGAUAAUUGUCGCUUUUUCAAUGGGUCCGAAUUAUUAUUGCAUAAUCAACUUAAUCAUAUGAAUGGUUCUAUACGAAAUCAUCACAAUAAUAUAAGUAAUAAUAAUACGAAAAAUAAUGUUAAUAAUAACGAUCAUAAUUACAAACAUUUAUUCCGUUGUAAUGAACAACCGGAUUCAUUUACAAAACAUACAUCUAGAAGUCAUUGCUGUUUAACCUGUUUAGAACUAGAAAGGAAACGACAUAUUUCUGCACCAGCAGUUAAUAGUAUUUCAUCACAAUCCUCUUGGCCAUCAUUAUCGUUAUCGUCCUCAUCAUCUUCAUUAUCUGUACCAUUAUCAUUAUCGUCCCAUAAUUCAUCAAUUUCACCGUUAACCUGUCCUGGCAAUCCACAGUCCCAUUUACAACCAUCAGCUUUAACGAGCCAUAAAAAUGAAUUUGUGAAUAAAUCUUAUUCCUGUCUACCGGAAUAUCAUAAUCAUCAUUAUCGUGUUCAUCAUCAUUAUCAUCAUCGCGGUCAUUAUUGCAAAGGUACUAGUUCCAGUGAAGGAGUCGUUGGUGACCAACCAUCAAGUGAUGUCGUUGCUGAAUUGUUAAUGCAAAGCCAUAUUACCGAUCCAGAUGGAUUAUCAUCGUUAACAUGUGAUAUACAUAAUUCUUGUCCAACAACACCAGAACUGUCUUUAACUCCUAUCCCAUCACCAGCACUAACACAACCACCACCACUGCCGUCGCAACACCAAAAAUCUUUAUUAGUAGCAAGAUCUACAGCAGAAACAGUCGACCAGUCAUUCUCUAUUUUAGAAGAUGAAUGUUUAUACCGACCAAUAAAUAUUAUGAACAACAUGUCAAGUAUAUUUCCAACUAAUAAAAUGACAUGUAUUCCAUCAUCGUCAUCAUCAUUUCUAGUGCCAUCAUUAUCACCGGCAACAUCACCAGUAUUACCAUUUUCAUUAUCAUCGAUAUCACAAGAAGAAACAACAUCUUUCUUUUCAUGUACUGAUUCACAUUUAAUGACUAAUUCAUUUCGUUCUAUGGAUAUAGAAGAUUUGAGUAUUGAACAACAUCAACAACAGCACUUUUCGAAAGUAGCAACUCAUCAUCAUCAUCAUCAUCAUCAUGAACAACAACAUCAAAAAUUGCCUAUCAGUUUACAUCUUCCAAUUACUUCUUCAUAUUCAGUGUCCAAUUUAAAUCAGUCCGAGUUAUUGGACCUGACUGUACCACCAUCGAUUACACAAAAUAAUAUUGUCAACUGUGAUGAUCACGAUGAAAUGAUCAAAAAAACAACAAAUCAGACAACAUCCAAUAAUAAUAAGUAUCCUUGCGAUUCAGGAAAUGAUUCGGUUGCAGCAAAACUUUCCAAAUCAUUAGCUGAAGAUAAUUUAUUCCGUAAUCCAACAGCAUUACCGCCACCGAAAAAGAUGAAAAGUAAACCAGCGCCUAUUUCAAUUCCCCCACAAACCGGUGCAAAUUUGUCAAGAUUACGUUCUCCACGUGUAUGGAGUUCAAAACGAUCUUCGCUUAAUUCUAGUCCUCCACCAUAUACACCACCUCCAAUGCUUAGUCCAAUCCGUCAAGGUUCCGGUUUGUUUUCUUCAUUAUCGCGAUGGGUGCCAACUCCAACAGCAGUAUCAGGAGGAGGAGCGUCAGUGACGACGUCGACAGGAACUCGUUCUGUCGGGAGCGGUACACUGAUGAAUCGUCGAUUCUCAAGUUAUUAUUCAUCGAUCUCCCAUCAUAAUGACUCAGAAAUUACUACUAUUCCUAAUACUUCUACUAUGUGUGCAACUGGCAGUGGGGUCAAUAGUGGUGGUCAGUUGAAACGACGUCAUGCAAGUAGCAGUGGUACUAGGAGUAAUACCAGUGAGAUUAGCACUUCAAAUCAGAGUAUUAAUAUGGUAGAUUCUGGUAAUAAUAUAUUUACUGACCCUACUAAUACUACUACUAAUAAUAAUAGUUAUGACAAUAACAACGUAAAUACAGGCUCAAUCACUGACUUGUAUAUGCGUGAUGUAAAUCGACCAAUAGCCUAUACACGUAGACGACGUCAACAACUCACACCAAAGUCCGCUCCUGUGUUAAUUCUUAACUGUAAUACGACAAAAAAUUCGGCAAAUCAAUCAAGAGAUCUUCAAGACAAUGAGUUAUCACUUCAAUCUCAACAACAAUUCUCUAACACUGAUACCGUAUUUGGUUAUGAUGAUGAGACUAUGCGCCGUUUUGCGGAAGCCGAUGAAGCUUACCGGUUAAAUAGACAAAAACAUCAAGAUAAACGUUAUUCACGUCGUCGAUAUGAUACUGAGAUAAAUGCAUCUAAUGAUCAAAUCAAUCACCAUACUACUACUACUCCUACCGAUGAUGAUAAUAAUAACAAUAAUGAAUCAAUUCCUAAUAAAACUGAUCACAGUUUCAACUUUGCUGAUGAACAGUUGUUAAAUUUUGAUUUCGAAAUGAAAAUUAAAGAGACAAACUAUUCUGAAACAACAAUACAAUUUAAUAGCGAUGUUGAAUUAGACUCGGAGCAUGAAAUAGAGGAUGAAGAGGAUGAUGACGAUGAAGAAGGUGUUCCAACUAGUAUUAUUCCGCAUAUCAAUGUUGGUCACGCUUAUCAAGCAGAAAUUCCUGAUUUUUGUCAAGAAAUUACAUCGGAUGAAACCAACAAAGAAUCACCAUCCAACUGGGAAAUGUUACUCUGGUAUCCAGCUUAUCUUGAUGAACAUGAUCCUAAGAAUAUAGAGUCAUUAAAUUUACUGACAAAAAUUGCCUGUUCACCAGCUGUACGUAAUUGUGGAUUAAAUAUGGAAUAUACAUUUCAUUUAUUAUGUAAAUAUAAAGGUGAUGUAGAAAUGACAUUACAUGCUUUAUUACGUGAUACAUUAGUUGUAUAUGAUUAUGUUUAUGCUGAAACUACGGCUUGGACAACUGAAGAGAUUGUACGCUUUCAGCAAGGUUUAGCUAUGCAUGGAAGAGAUUUUCAUCAAGUUUCAAAAGAUUUACAAGCAGCUGGAAUGAAUAAAACAGUUAAAGCAUGUGUAGAAUUCUACUAUGUAUGGAAACGAAUGAAUACACCAUCUGAUGUUAAAUGGUAUAGAGAAAGAGCACGACGUCAACGUCCACUUGCUCGUAUGGAACCGAUAAUCACAGAAGAACCAUUAUCAGAACAAUUUGAAGCUAUUGAACAAUGUAAUACAUAUACAACAGAUAUGAAUUCAAUACAAACAUUAGACAAUAAUAUUAAUAAUAAUAAUAAUUCAGUUAAUGUGCCUUAUAAUUUACGUCGUAAACAACAACAAACAACAAUAUCAGUUCAACCACCACCAUCGUCAUUAUCAACAAACUUGAAAUCAGAUUAUCAAUUGACUACUAAAGUGAAUACCAACGAUAUUGUUGUGAAUAAUGAUAACAAUAAUUCCUUGGAAAAUUCCUAUGAUGAUUUUAUGGAUAUUGUUUUCAAUGAAACUACAUCAAUUGGAGCGUUAUCGAAGUAUAAUACUACUACGACUUCUGUUGUAAUGACUACAACAUCUAAUGCUGUCAUCUCUUCACAUUCUGUAUUUACAUCUUCAUCUAACUCGUCCUUAUCACCAUCAUCAUCAAGCCAAACAUCAGCUAAUUCUGUCGUUGUCCUCUCUACGAGUUGCUUAUCUACUAUCACCACCAUUACUACUACGUUCACUUCCACUGUAUCAUCAACAUUUACUUCUACAUCGUUGAGUGAUAUAAAACAUUCAAUUUAUACAUGUCAUAUAUGCAAUAAAUCUUUCAAUAAAAUCAAAUCACGUAAUGCUCAUAUGAAAACUCACAGUGAUAAAAUUAUCACCAAUAAUAAGUCACGUCGUCAAUACAUUUAAUCAAUUUUAUUUAUACUACUCUUUCGGAUAUCAGUAGUUAAAAGAAAAAAAUAAAGGAAAUUUAUUUCAGUGUGAUAUAUUUGUGAUACAUUUUAAGAGGAACGUAUUUCUAUCAGAAUCCUUUUUUGUUUCUUUUUCUUUUUUAAUCAAACGACAAUCACCUAUCUGAAUUAUAUUCCUAUCCUGUGAAGUUUUUUUCUUUAAAAAGAAUCGUUUCUAUUGUUUAUCAUUUGUCGUUACUGUUUUCUAAUUAUUUCCGUUCUAUUGUUUCAUAUUCUCAUUUUUAUUAGAAAAUCAUUAGAUUGAUAGAAGUCAAUAGUUGAUGAAUGGGGAGUUGUUUUUGUAUGGUUUUCUGUACACUCCAUAGACUGAUCUUUUUUUUCGGUACAUAUUCUCUUUACAUAAUUUGUUUGUACUUGAUAAAUCCUACUGUCACUUUUUUCUUUGUAUGCCUAGAUUGGACAGGUUGUAAAGUAAAUAAAUGAAGCUAUUUUUUUCUCAUUUCUAUUUGCUUAUCAACAUAGUGGAUAAUACCAACAUCAUUAUCUUUACACUUAAUAUUAGAAAUAUAUAUCCAUUUUCUGUAUUAUUCAGCACUAACUUUUGAACUAUUAUAAGUAGUAUAAUUAGUUACCAUCAAAAACUUUAUCAUUCAUUUUGAUUAUAUUUUCUUGUCAUAAUCUUGAAUAUUUAUCAUAUUCAUUAGAUUCAUUAUCGUUUACAUCGCAUUGUACUUUUGUUUUCUAAUUGAUGAAAUGUUAUUCCUUCGUAAUCUGCUUAAAUUUCUUUUGUUGUUGUUGCAGUUGUUGUUAAGGGAAAUAACUAAUAUUCCUUAGAUUUUUUGUCUCGUUUUAAACAGAUAUUCAAAUAAGAAACAAAAAAGCGCCUAUUUUGUUUUUAGAAGAAGAAAUAAUAAUAAUAAUCUUUUAACUACUUUGCUUGCCUAUUAUACGUGUGUGUGUGUGCGUGUGCGCGCGCGAGCACGUAUGUGAACCCGCGAGCACUUUGGUUUCGUUUUUGUAUUCAUUUAUAUAUUGACUUUUCUUCCUUUUUUUAAUUUUUAUUCCCGCUUUGUGGUAUCAAUUUAAACAAAUGUAUGUUGUGUAUAGGUUAUAUCCUUUUUUUCUAAACAAAAUAAUAUUCAAUGACUUAUGCAUACGACAGUGAAUGACGACGACGACGAUAUGUGCCACCUAAUCAUCAUAUACAGAUAUACUGAUCAAUGAAUAACCGGUUUAAAAAUGUUUGUUUCAUAGAUUCUUCUCUUCUUUUUUUUGAAUAUUGACCAGAAAUCAUAAAUAGAUAAGUUUUAUUGAAAUUUUACUUAUUCUAUAUCAUUUGUCUUAUCUUAAUCAUUAUUAGAUUCAUUAAACACUUAUUACAUUACAGAUAGUUUCUAUGUUGACAUGGCAAUAUACCCCAAUGAUCAUUUGUAUAUUUUAACUUUUCUUUAUAAAAGAAGAAACAAUAUUAUUGUAUUUAAAGCAUGAAUUUUGAUUAUGGAAUGAAUAAAUGAACAAGAAUAGUUUCUAUGAUUAUAUAUAUGGAAUCAUCCUUCAGUUGUGUGCAAAUGUGGAAAGUUUUCCCCCCUUGUUGGAAUGUAUUUUCUUGUUUAUCAAAUGUGUUUAUUAUUAUAUAAAUAAGAAUAAUCCUGUUGCCAGGCUGCUCUAUACACCGGUAUCAGAUGUAAUAAUUUACAGUGUUGUUUCUUUCAAUCUAACUAAUCAAUGUAUAAGAUUUAUUUGUAUAUUCAUUUUAUUCUAGAUAAUAAUCAUAAUAAUAAUAAUAACGUGUAUUGGUUUCCAUGAAAUGUCCAUUUUAAAAACAGCAAACAAUUUUACUUUCUGUGUGUUUAUUUCUUGUCAUUAUUGUUUAUAUUCUUUUCAAGUCAACAGAUUUAUUUGUCCAAUGUUCAAAAAAAGAGGCAGUAAAUGAUAAAUUCUAUCAUAUACAUAACUUUUCAUUAUUGCCUUCUUAUUGUGCGCCAUGUUUUUCUAUCACUCAUACUGUUUGUAUGUGUCCAGAAUAGCCUGUGUCCUUGCCCACUCCCUCCCUUGUGUGUGAGUUUCAAGUCUUUUCACUGCAUUGUCACCGUUGUUUGUUUGUUUUUUUUUCGCUAGAAAACAACAGGUUGCCAGUUUCUAUGGGUAUCAUUAAUUAAUUAAUUAGUUAAUCGUUUGUUUGUUUUUUUUCUCCUUCCCUACUUGCAUCAUUCAAUUUACUUGCCUUAUCAUUAUCAUAUUUUUGUGUUGACAUAUUUUUCCUGAGAUUCAUUGUUACUAUUGCUAUUGUUGUUCACAAUAAAAGUCAAUAUUAUGUAUUUACUGAUAUUUUUAUCAUAUUUUCUGAAACAAAAAUUGAACAGAACAAUCAAGAAACGCAGUAGUGGUUUUCUUGACUUCAGCCACUAUAUAAAGUCUAGUCACGUGGCCCGUUUUUUUCGCAAUUGCAAUUAGGCUACUCAUAAGUAGCUGAUAUUUUUAUGCAAAAUAAACAAUUGGACAGUGGCUAGCAGAGGAAAAGGCCACUGUCCAACUGUUGGAUGGAGAAUGCUGAUGAUCGGUCUAUGCUCCUUCACGAGGAGUAACAGGCGUAAGUAAGUAGCAGAGGAAUCCAAGACGCGC